UGCUUCCCAAGACAAAAAGUAUUUCAAGUCUGCUCCUUUGGUGAAAAUAACUUUUGGAAUUAUGACUGUGCCACCGUUUCUCUCUGCCCUCACUUUGGUGCUUCUCAUUAAAGAGAGUGGAGCCUGGAUUUACAAUACCUCCACGGAAACCAUGACUUAUGAUGAGGCCAGUGCUUAUUGUCAGGAACGGUAUACACAUCUGGUCGCCAUCCAAAACAAAGAAGAGAUUAAGUACCUAAACUCUAUAUUGAGCUAUUCCCCAAGUUAUUACUGGAUUGGAAUCAGAAAAGUCAACAACGUGUGGAUCUGGGUAGGAACCCAGAAGCCUCUGACGGAAGAAGCCACAAACUGGGCUCCAGGUGAACCCAAUAAUAAGCAAAGCAAUGAGGACUGCGUGGAGAUCUACAUUAAGAGAGAAAAAGACAUGGGCAUGUGGAAUGAUGAGAGAUGCAACAAGAAGAAGCUUGCAUUGUGCUAUACAGCUGCCUGUACCAACACAUCCUGCAGUGGCCAUGGUGUAUGUGUAGAGACCAUCAAUAAUUACACUUGCAAGUGCCACCCUGGCUUCAGUGGACUCAACUGUGAGCAAAUUGUAACCUGCAAAGCCCAGGAAGCCCCUGAGCAUGGAAGCCUGGUUUGCAGCCACCCCCUGGGGAACUUCAGCUACAAUUCUUCCUGCUCUGCCCACUGUGAAAGGGGCUACCUGCCAAGCAGCAUGGAGACUGUGUGGUGCAUGUCCUCUGGGGAAUGGAGUGCUCUGGUUCCAGCCUGCAAUGUGGUUGAAUGUGAUGCAUUAACAAAUCCUAUCAAUGGGUUCAUGGAAUGUUCCCAAAGCCCUGGAAGUUUCCCCUGGAACACAACUUGUGCAUUUUACUGUGAAGAGGGAUUUGAACUAAUGGGAGUUCAGAGCCUUCAGUGUACCUCCUCUGGAAACUGGGACAACGAGAGGCCCGUGUGUAAAGCUGUGACAUGCGCUGCCAUCCACCAUCCUCAGAAUGGCUCUGUGAGCUGUAGCCACUCCCCGGCUGGACAGUUUACCUUCAAGUCAUCCUGCGACUUUACCUGUGAGAAAGGCUUCAUGUUGCAGGGGCCAGCCCAGGUUGAAUGCACUGCACAAGGGCAAUGGACACAGGAGAUUCCAGUCUGUGAAGCUUUCCAGUGCAGUGCCCUGUCCAGUCCAGAGCGAGGCUACAUGAAUUGUCUUCCUAGUGCUUCUGGAAGUUUCCAAAGUGGGUUCAUCUGUGAGUUCUCCUGUGAACAGGGAUUUGUGUUGAAGGGAUCCAAAAGGCUCCAGUGUGGCCCCACAGGAGAGUGGGACAGUGAGAAACCUACAUGUGAAGCUGUGAAAUGUGAUGCUGUCCACCAGCCCCCGAGGGGCUUGGUGAGGUGUGCCCAUUCUCCUGCUGGAGAAUUCACCUACAAGACCUCUUGUGCCCUCAGUUGUGAGGAAGGCUUUGAAUUACAUGGAGCAGCUCAUCUUGAGUGCACGUCUCAGGGACAGUGGACACAGGAGGUUCCCUCCUGCCAAGUGGUACAAUGUCCAGUCCUGGCAAUUUCGGGAAAGAUCAACAUGACCUGUGGUGGGGAGCCUGUGUUUGGCACCUUGUGCAAGUUUGCAUGUCCUGAAGGAUGGACCCUCAAUGGCUCUGAAGCUCUGAUGUGUGGUGCCACAGGACACUGGUCUGGGAUGCUGCCUACCUGCGAAGCUCCCACUGAGUCCAACAUUCCCUUGGCAAUUGGACUUUCGGCUGCUGCAACUUCCUUCCUGACAUUAGGAUCAUUUCUCUUCUGGCUUCUGAAAUACCUUCGCAAGAAAGCAAAGAGAUUUGUCCCCGCCAGCAGCUGCCAAAGCCUUGAAUCAAAUGGAAGCUACCAAAUGCCUUCCAGCAUCCUUUAAGUUCAAAAGAAUCAGGAACACAGGUGCAUGCAGGGAACUAGAGUGAUACACAGAAGACAGCAGAAACG
Carlito syrichta (Philippine tarsier) is the source of this 1965-nucleotide messenger RNA. RefSeq names its product selectin E (gene SELE). The transcript is spliced from 14 exons. Gene Ontology annotation, molecular function: sialic acid binding; oligosaccharide binding. NCBI's taxonomy places the organism in Eukaryota, Metazoa, Chordata, Mammalia, Primates, Tarsiidae. The coding region runs from base 62 to 1897 and encodes 611 amino acids. Gene Ontology annotation, cellular component: external side of plasma membrane; membrane. Gene Ontology annotation, biological process: heterophilic cell-cell adhesion; response to cytokine; leukocyte tethering or rolling. The record is from RefSeq and is a predicted model, not a curated record.